GCCUGGAAUUCGUGCUGAUUAACGCCUUAAGAUGCGUUCAAACUGACGCCGGUCCUUUGGAAGAGGAAAGGGUAAAGUUACGUGAAUCGCGUCUCGAGCUGCGGCACAGGGCUGCGGGGCUGCUACUCCGGGGACUCCAACGUGGUCGUAAGAUAGUUCGCGAAAGAUAACGGCCAAAAAUGUACUCACUGGAGUAUCUCAAAAGCCCGGAGCUGGUAGUGAAAGUCCAGGAAUACUUUGGAAUCGUUUACGAACGGAACCACGCGAAUGGUGUCCCUUUGCCGAACGGGAAGUCGGCGACUCCGACCCGAAACGGUGUGCAAAGCAAUGGAUUGGCGAAUGGGUGCGCCACCGGAAAUCAUGGUGGUGACAAGAAGAAGAUCGAUGAUAAUGCUUAUCGUGUGACUAACAAUUUUUGGUACGUGCUGUUCAUCGUGGGCACCGAACUAGGGGAUGAGAUCUUCUAUGCCACAUUUAUCCCUUUCUGGUUUUGGAACGUAGACAGUGCCGUCGGUAGACGGGUGGUAAUGCUGUGGUCCGCGAUUAUGUAUGUUGGGCAAAGCCUUAAGGACAUUAUACGGUGGCCACGACCAACGUAUCCUGUGGCUAGGUUGCAGAAAAAGUGGGGCCUGGAAUACGGCAUGCCCUCGACACACGCGAUGGUCUCGGUAGCGAUUCCCUUUUCCGUGUUGAUCUAUACCUACAAUCGGUACAUCUACUCCUUGCCCAUCGGACUGGCGAUAGCGGUAGUUUGGUGUUCGGUGAUUUGCGUAAGCCGAGUUUACCUUGGAAUGCACAGUGUAUUGGACAUUAUAGCAGGAUUGUUGCUGGUAGUUUUGUUGAUGAUUCCUUUGAUUCCGUUAGUGGAUCGAUUGGAUAUCAUAAUCGUCACAUCCCGUUGGUCACCACUGUUCGUGCUAUCCAUAUCGAUACUGCUGAUUGUGUUUUACCCGGAUUCGGGUAAAUGGACCCCAACCAGGGGCGACACAGCGCUGACGGUAAGCGUUUGUGCCGGCAUCGAAUUGGGUGCAUGGUUGCACUAUCAUUUGGGCGAAUUCCAGCAACCGAUACAACCACCACCGUACGAAGUCAUCUGGCCGUCGUACUCCAUGCUCGGGUUGUUACUGCUGCGAACCGUCCUUGGUCUGUGUUGUAUCGUGGCUUCGCGUGCUUUCGCCAAAUCGAUUUCCUAUGCGUUCGUCUGCUUUCUGCUCGGACGAGACAAGAACGAGUUACGCCGAUCGGAGAACACACUCGAGAACAAGAACAAAAUUAUCGUCGAACUGUCGUACAAACUGUUCACCUACGGUGUGAUUGGCUUCAACACGCAGUACCUGUUACCCAGUGUAUUCAAAUUGCUCAAUAUCGGGCGACCGGAUUUCUACACGGAAAUCUAAUUCCACGUGAAACAGCUAGUGUAGUUAUCGCAAAGCGCAACACGCAUAACAUUCCAUCCACCACCCUGGCUCUUUAGUUUCUAGGACAGCAUCAUCACCAAUCUUCCAGUAGCAAAACGAGCAGUACAAACAGGACCGUACUGAUUUGGGAAUACACAGAACCCGUUCUCCACUGGCUUAUGCUACGCAUUUAUCAAGCAACUUUGAAUAGCGUCACGAUUAUCGCUACACUCACUUGCAAUAAUCUACUUUCGUAGUAUACGAUACAUGUGAACAAAUCAUAUGACAGAUUUGUAGUUUCCGAUACUCCUUUUCAGACUCUAAUCUCACUUUCUCCACGAGCACAGUUUCAAAGUGUUUGUGCGAAUAAGGUUGUAGGUAACAGCAGCACAAAUUGCCACAAAGAUCUACAAAUUCCGACUUACAAUAAUGCGAUUAGUUCAUCGUUCAUCAUCAUCAUGACCCUUAAAGGGCUUCCUGGGCAAUGCGAAGGGCUCGACGGAAAUCGGGACGAUCGUUUGAAAAGUUCGAGCUUACUUAGCGCAACUGGCAAACCGCACACCAAUUGCAACGAAUUCAAACUGCCCCUAGUACGACCAAAUCGUAAGCAGCGUCCCUUCCUCGUAAGGUCCUAACAUGGGCCAGCAAAUGCAAAGUAUUCUAGUCUCCGCGAGGAAAUGAUAGGAGAGAGCCUGCGACAGUGGAACAGGGGCAAUAAAGUGAACGAUGUUUUUGCUACCACUGGCAGCAAAGGGCAGAACGUUUUGUAGCUAAAGUUUCAAAGACAAAUCAUUUCGUAACGAAUUAAGCUUCACGCGAGGUAUAGUUAGUGAUUUGGUAGUGUGUAGUGAGGUCGAGGGAGGGAAUAAUAAAGGAAACUAAAAUCAAAUUUGCUUCCAGCCGUUUUGACCAAUCGCGUCGAAUUCAAAUGACAUGAAA
This is a messenger RNA of Anopheles bellator, 2336 nucleotides long. RefSeq names its product sphingosine-1-phosphate phosphatase 1-like. The transcript is spliced from 4 exons. Gene Ontology annotation, molecular function: sphingosine-1-phosphate phosphatase activity. The record is from RefSeq and is a predicted model, not a curated record. Gene Ontology annotation, biological process: phospholipid dephosphorylation; sphingosine metabolic process. The coding region runs from base 180 to 1397 and encodes 405 amino acids. Lineage: Eukaryota; Metazoa; Arthropoda; Insecta; Diptera; Culicidae. Gene Ontology annotation, cellular component: endoplasmic reticulum membrane.